Molecule: messenger RNA, 1626 nt
Organism: Tremella mesenterica DSM 1558
Lineage: Eukaryota; Fungi; Basidiomycota; Tremellomycetes; Tremellales; Tremellaceae
Exons: 8
Coding region: 19-1626 (535 amino acids)
Biological process (GO): L-tryptophan biosynthetic process
Source: RefSeq, a predicted model, not a curated record
CAUCCCUAUCUCUUCAUCAUGAGUCGCUCGUCAGGAGAGCCUGUCCCAUCCCUACCCGAUCUCAUCUCACUCUUCGCUUCCGCUUCUUACACUCCCACUACUUUAUCCCCUCCUUCCUCCUCCACCUAUCCUCCACUUUCUGUCCCUCCUCAGAUUGACAAAUCCAAUCCAUCUCUUAGGCCUAAUCUGAUCCCCGUCUACAUCGAGCUACCUGCAGACUUGACAACUCCUGUGGCUGCCUAUCUCAAGAUCGCCAAUCAGAGUAAUUACAGUUUUCUACUCGAAAGUGUCGUCGGAGGAGAAAACCUGGCUCGAUUCAGUUUUGUAGGUGCAGACCCUUUCAAAGUCAUCAGAACAGGAGAAGGCUUCGAUGUAAGCGGCGAUCCUCUGCAAGCGUUGGAGAAGGAGCUUGAGCCGUAUCGUCAUGUCAAAUUGCCCUCGGUGCCCACCUUUACCGGAGGUGCUGUUGGAUUCAUCACAUACGACUCUAUUGCCCACUUUGAGCCCGUCACCAAGCCUAAUCAACCACUCGUCAACCCCAUUCCAGGUCUUCCCGAAGCGUUCUUCAUGCUCACUUCUACCCUCAUCAUCUUCGAUCACAUCUUUCAAACUGUCAAACUGGUCUCACACGUCUACCUCCCCGAUGGAAGUCCACCUUCACGUAUACCCGCUUUGUACGAAGAAUGCGUCGGUCGUCUGGAGACUUUGCGCAAUCAGUUGGCAUCACCUGAAGUACCACUGCCGAAACAAGGUUCCAUCAAGCUCGGAUAUGAGGCCAAGAGCAACGUAGGAAAGGAAGGAUACGAAGCAUUUGUGACAAAGCUCAAGGAGCAUAUCGUCAAGGGUGACAUCAUUCAAGCUGUUCCCAGUCAACGUCUAUCUCGGCCUACCUCACUGCAUCCCUUCAACAUAUACAGACACCUACGGAGGGUCAAUCCAUCACCGUACAUGUUCUAUCUUAACUGUGGAGACGUCCAACUCAUUGGGGCCAGUCCGGAGACCCUGUGCAAGGUGGAAGCAAGGAAAGUGUACAAUCACGCCAUUGCCGGCACGGUGAGAAGAGGCAAGACGGCUGCUGAGGACGAAGUACUAGGUAAAGGUUUGCAAGCGUCGGAAAAGGACCGAGCCGAGCACAUCAUGCUGGUUGACUUGGCACGGAACGAUGUCAAUCGCGUCUGCAAGCCUGAGACUGUCAACGUGGACGAUUUGAUGAGAGUGGAAAAGUUCAGUCAUGUCAUCCAUCUCACAAGUCAGAUCAGUGGUAGUCUGCGGGACGACCAAUCGAGAUUCGACGCUUUCCGAUCCAUUUUUCCCGCGGGAACAGUGUCUGGUGCUCCCAAGGUCAAGGCUAUCCAGCUCGUAUCUGGUUUAGAGAAGGAGCGGCGUGGGGUUUACGCCGGCGCCGUUGGUAGAUUUGAUUUCGAUCGUGACGAGCUCGACACGUGCAUCGCCCUUCGAACCAUGACCUACAAGGAUGGAAUGGUGUAUUUGCAGGCAGGUGGCGGUAUCGUCUUUGACAGCGUGGAAGAGGAUGAAUACUAUGAGACGAUCAACAAGCUUGGUGCCAACAUAACAUGCAUCAAUGAGGCUGAGAAGUACUACGCCAAGCUGGAAGGGUCAGCCUGA